Molecule: messenger RNA, 1683 nt
Organism: Penicillium verhagenii
Lineage: Eukaryota; Fungi; Ascomycota; Eurotiomycetes; Eurotiales; Aspergillaceae
Exons: 1
Coding region: 1-1683 (560 amino acids)
Biological process (GO): carbohydrate transport; transmembrane transport
Cellular component (GO): membrane
Molecular function (GO): carbohydrate:proton symporter activity
Source: RefSeq, a predicted model, not a curated record
AUGUCGGAGACUGUGGAGUACCAAGAUGAUGAACGGAAAAGUCAGGGGUCUUUGGGCCUUGCCCCCGACCUCGAGAAGCCCGUUGCUCAGUGCACUUCAUCCGAGUCCAUCAGCUUGGGCGACCAGGCGAAGCAGGGCGCCGAUCUAGAAAAGCAGAUGACAUUAGGCCGAGCCAUCAAAUUAUAUCCCAAAGCUAUUUUCUGGUCUAUUGUUCUGUCAACCGCCUUGGUGAUGGAAGGUUACGAUACCCUUCUGAUAGCCAACUUCUAUGCGCUACCGAAAUUCAGCGAGAAAUAUGGCACAUUUAGUGCAGCGACUGGAGCAUACAAAAUAUCAGCUCCAUGGCGCUCUGGUCUGUCCGAUGGUGCUGCCGUUGGUGAAAUCCUUGGACUUUUCUUGACUGGUAUCAUUUCGGAACGCAUCGGUUAUCGCAAGACGAUUCUCGGGGCUUUGGUCAUGAUCACCGGGUUCAUUUUCAUCGUUUUCUUUGCUGUGGACAUCAAGAUGCUUCUCAUUGGUGAGAUCCUCUGUGGUUUACCGUGGGGUGUGUUCCAAACAAUCACGACUGCCUAUGCCUCCGAGGUGUGCCCGGUUAGUCUCAGAGCAUACCUGACCACUUACAACAACUUGUGCUGGGUUAUCGGGCACUUUAUCGCUUCCGGAGUGCUCCGUGGAAUGGUCGACAAUACCACGGCUGAUGCCUAUCGUAUUCCCUUUGGAAUCCAGUGGAUGUGGCCACCAAUCCUCAUUGUCGGUGUUUAUUUCGCACCAGAGUCUCCUUGGUGGUUGAUCCGCAAGGGUCGGUUGGAUGAGGCGAAACGUUCACUGCUGAGGCUCACAACUACAAAUGACCCUGAAUUCGACGUGGACAAAGCCCUCGCGAUGAUGCAACACACAAAUAAACUGGAGCAAGAGAUCUCUUCCGGUACCAGUUAUCUUGACUGCUUCAAGGGCGUGGAUCUUCGCCGAACUGAGAUCUGCACGGCUGCUUGGGUGGCUCAAAGUAUCUGCGGAUCAACUUUCAUCGGCUACUCAACCACUUUCUUCGAACAAGCUGGACUUCCUACCGUGGACGCAUUCGACAUGUCAAUCGCACAGUACGCCAUCGCAGGAGUGGGAACUAUUUUGUCAUGGUGGGUCAUGACUUACGUUGGCCGGCGAAAGAUUUACCUCGUUGGAACAGCCACAAUGUGUAUGAUUCUUUUCAUUGUCGGCAUGCUCGGCAUUGCCCCGACAAGCAACAAGGCGGUAUCAUGGGCUAUUGGCUCAAUGAUUCUUGUUUUCGCCUUUGUAUACGACUCUACGGUUGGACCCGUAUGUUACUCUCUCGUCGCUGAGAUGUCUUCUACAAGACUGCGAGCCAAGACAAUUGUCCUUGCGCGCAACUUUUACAAUAUCGCGGGGCUUGUUACAAACGUCCUCAUCAAUUAUCAGUUGACUUCCACUGCGUGGAACUGGGGCGCAAAGGCCGCUUUCUUCUGGCUUGGAACUUGCUUCUUGUGUUUUGUUUGGACCUUUUUCCGAUUGCCCGAGCCAAAGGGCAGAAGCUACAGUGAACUCGACAUUCUUUUCGAUCAAAAAGUUCCUGCGCGCCAGUUCAAACAUACAAGAGUCGACCCUUUCCAGACGAGAGAAUUUCCAGUUGUUGAGAGCAAGGGAAAUGGGGAUGUGGACGUUGUCUGA